Talaromyces atroroseus is the source of this 1554-nucleotide messenger RNA. RefSeq lists its product as hypothetical. The transcript has 4 exons. Gene Ontology annotation, molecular function: iron ion binding; monooxygenase activity; heme binding. The record is from RefSeq and is a predicted model, not a curated record. NCBI's taxonomy places the organism in Eukaryota, Fungi, Ascomycota, Eurotiomycetes, Eurotiales, Trichocomaceae. The coding region runs from base 1 to 1554 and encodes 517 amino acids.
AUGGAGACCAUAACCUUGAGGGUGGAGACCAUGAUGCCCGAAGCCCUCCAUGAGGCUAUUGGGGAUGUGAAUCCGUCCAUCAUCGUGACUGCCAUCGUCGGGCUGUUCAUGAUCCUGGGUUUCGUGGCAUUCAGAUCCGUCUUGUCGGAAAGAGUUCUCCCUGGCGUGCCUCAACUCAAAGGAGUCCCGAUCCUUGGUGCUAUGCCUAUCUACCUUAAGCAUGGAAUGCCUUUCCUUCUCGGUAAACUCAUUGCCGCUGGCGAGGAUGGCAUCUCAUAUGCCAACGUUGUCAACAACAUCUUGGUUUCGGUCCACGACCCGGAUAUGGUGAAAGAAGUCCUGUCAUACCCUGAAGAAAUCGCAUCUCGGGAGGGUGACCCUGGAAGGAUGAGCUGGUCUCCUUUCUGGACUCUUCGACGACUCAUCGGUAACUCUCUUUUCAAUUACGUGGGGCCUGAGACAAGCCACCAGCGCAAUGUCUUCAUCAAGGAGUUCAACAAUACCAAGUCCAACGCCGAAAAAAUGGCGACCAUCUCUCGGAUUGCUCAAGAGCAUGCCAACGCCUUGGCUGGCCAGGCCAAGUCCGCUCACGUGGAUGAUAUCAGAUACUCAGCAGACAACUUCGCCAUUGCCCUUUGGGGAGAGACUCUCUAUGGAAACCCCGACCACUACAAAGGUGGCCAUGUGUUGGAACUAUCAGAGACCAUCAUUAACUUGGCUGGUGACCCAUGGCCUUCUGUCUGGUACUCAUUGCAGUUGAUCUUGAAGUUGGUUAAGCCCGGUGAUCCCACACGCUCUGAAGCCAAGCUCCGCCAAAGAGUUGCUAAGAUUGUUGAACGCAAUGUCGAGAAACUUGAGGCAUUCGAGAAGAGCAACCCAGACGCUCCUUUGAAGACCAUCCGCCAACUAUCCGUCAUGACUGGUGGUGGCCGAACCGGCCCUCUCUCCAAGUUCGCCUCUGAAUUCACUAACCUAAACCUUUUCGGUGGUCACCACAGUAUUGGCUUGAACGUCGUCUGGUCCAUGAUUGAGCUCGACAAGCACCCUGAAUGUCUGAAGAAGCUUAUCGCCGAAAUCGACUCUGUUGACACCACCGACUUCAAUGCCGUCAACUCCAAGAUGCCCUAUCUUGACGCCAUCAUUAUGGAAAUCAACCGUCUGCACCCUACCGUCCACGCCACCCUCCGAGUCAUCAACCGCGAAACUACCCUCAAGGCCAGCAAGAAGCCCGUUGUCUUGAAGCCAGGCAUGCUUAUUUACCUUUCCUACCUCCACCUCCACACUUCGCCUAAAUUCUGGGGCCCUGAUUCCUACGAGUUCGUUCCGGAGCGCUUCCUCGGCAACUACGACAAGAGCAGGCCAUUCAUGUCCUUCGGAUACGGCCCACGAAACUGCGUCGGAUAUAAAUUCGCCACUCUUGCCGCCAAGAUCUACCUUCUCACCCUUCUCAAGACCUACGACAUCCGUGUGAAGGAACACGACCACGAGAUGAGACUCGGCACACUGCUUGAGACCACCAAGCCUGUCGCUGUGGAAGUCACCCGCAGGGGUUAA